Camellia sinensis is the source of this 1566-nucleotide messenger RNA. Its product is annotated as mental retardation GTPase activating protein. Lineage: Eukaryota; Viridiplantae; Streptophyta; Magnoliopsida; Ericales; Theaceae. The record is from RefSeq and is a predicted model, not a curated record.
UACACUCAACCCUGAAAAGAAAUUGACAAUAAUUUUGAAGAUUUUCUGCAAAUACGUAUAUUUUGACCUUUAUUAACUGAAUUUUUGACUUGUAAAAAACUUUACACCCUUAAAAAAAAGUACGAGUUAAAAACAAAGAAGAGGGAGAAGAAAGAAAGAAGAGUGAGGAGAAGAAGAAGAAGAAGAAGUUUGACAACUUGGAAGAGAGUGUAAAAAGCACAUUAAUGGUGACAACCUGUACCACCAUGGAACAUCGACGAGACGAGCCUCCUGAUGAUGAGUUCAACUUAAAAGAAUGGGCUCUCAAGUCUAAAAUGGUCAGCCGUGUUAACACCAAUUCAAGAAGGUUCUCUGCUUCCAACAUUAUUAGAAGCAGUUUCAGAGAAGACACUAGGUCUUUCAGAUCCAAUAUCACCAUUUCUAGCACUGCUUCUUCUCCUGGCUACACCCUAGGAGAUGCAAUUGACCCUUCAACAUACUCAUUCACUACAGCUCUCAAAGCAUUGCAGGCAAGAUCUGCCUAUAGUUGGGAGUGCUUAUCACCAGAUGGGCAUGGAUUUGCUCUAAACUCCAAGUGGAAUGAAGCUGAGAAAUACAUAUGCAACCCUUUAUCUGGAGAAGUUCCAAUGGAGUGUUUGUCUGCUAAAACACUGAGCGGCCGAUCCUUUCGCAGCCUAGCAGGCAGAGUCACCAUGUCUGCUCCUCUUAUUUAUCCUUCUCACUCAAGGGCAAUCCAUACAAAAUCUUCUCUUGGGUCGCAUGAAAAUGAAGUGACUCACUUCCCAAUUCCAGUGAGUGGAAUGGGUACUACUACUAGAGAUGUGGGGACUCAAAGCACACCGCCUGACAGCUCUAGUAGUCCAAGCCCAGCUCGGACUCCUCCAAUCGAAGAAAGAUCAAUAAAGCGAGGUCAAGCAGAGGUUGAAGAUUCACCUCCCUCCGAUAUGGCAAAAUUGGAAUUUGAGGAAAAGGUUGAAGUGAAAGAAACAGAGGAGAAAGAAACAAAAAGAAAGGAGGAAGAGGAAGAUGAUCAGAAAAAGAAAGCAAAGCAAAAGCAAAAGUGGAAGUGCAGCAGCAGGCAAAGUGCAGGGUGCUUCUUGUCAUGGAGGAGCUUGUGGAUGAGAAAGAGGCAGAAAGAGAAGCACAAACCAAUAAAUAGGAAUAUUUUUAUUACCCCACAUUAAUGGGUGUCAAAUAUUUAUAUAAAAAUUUUAAGUGUACAGAAAACAUAAUCCUUUAAUACGAGAUGAGACGAGUUAUGUCUGAUUUUGUAAUCGGAUUCUGUGCACAUAAAAAAAAUGAAAUAUAUAUUAGUUUGUUAGGAAUGGUUAAAAAAAAAGUAGUGGAAGUUGGUUCUAAAGUAAUUUUAUUUUUGAUUUAUAAUCGCUUUAUCUCUUGAGAGAUAUUGAUUGAGGAGUGGAUGUCAAGAUGAAGAAAAUAGAGAGGGGAGAGAGGGGGGAGGAAGGGAUGGAUAGAGAUAGUGUGGGGGUGGGUUUCAUGUUGGUUGUUUUUGGUAUGUGUACUAACUGGUGAUGCUAUAUAUAUUUUGUUCUUAUUUCGGUGACA